GCGCUCAGACAACAAAAAUUAGACAAAGCAAAAUAAGACAUGUGUAUAGGUGUUUGUUAUUGAAUAUAUUAACUUACCCACAUAAGUGUGUCUAUACAUACGUAUAGAUCAACUCAUUUCUAUAUAAUAUUAUAUUUGAAUUUUGCUCACUUCUUAAAUUUGCAUAUUAUCCAAGCUAAUUGUCUAGCAUUUAUGCGAACGGUAUUAUUAAUGUAGUUUCUUUAAUGUUAUUUUUUGUACCUUACUACACUUACGGAUAAGUUAUAUUACGAAAGUAAAGAAGUUAUGAACAUAAUAUCGGAUUGCGAGAUGUUCAAAACGAUGGAUUUUGGGUAGUUAUAAGAAAGAUGAUUUUAUGUGUUUCAUGAAAGGGAAAUACAAUAAGUGCAAACUUAUUUAAGCACAACUAUAACAAGGAUCUGAAAAUCAACAAGCGUCCGAUGAUUUUUUAAAUUAUCGUUCCUGAUACAAUAGAUAACUAAACGAGUCAACAAAAGCACGGAGAAUGUAUGAGCUACAGAACAACGAAAGAACUCUAGAAUUUAUACACAUAAAUUUCUAUCCUCUGAGUUAGGCUAAAAAGUAGUUUUUGUACAGAUAUCUAACAACAUUAUACACGAUUAACUAUAGAAACUAGUAAGUUGUUUAUUAAGCAUGUGAAGCAGCCUUCUCAAUCAAUUUUGAAACAAAAAAUGUAAUGGCAGCUAUUUGCUUUGAUAAGGUAUUAAGCUCCGCAAGAUCGACAAAAAAAGUGACGCUAGCCGCAUCUGCGAUAGCGCAUAACGGUGGUGAUGAUACUCGUGACGGUGCUUGCUUGUGCGAAACCUCUUUUUUAGACCCGGAAAACAGUUUACAUAUAAGUGUAAGAAAUAACGAUCUUACGGAAGAAGGGAUGGACUCCUUGAAUACCUUGGCAGCCAAUAGAAUGCCAAGUAUCUGUGAAAAAAGAGUCAACCAAAAAUUUUUUGAACGUAAACGAAGACGUUUGCCAAUACAAAAAGUAGGGAUGGAAGGAGAUCGUGAGAAGACUCUUGGUUCAGUGUCUUUCCAACGUCAAAUCCAAAAUAAAUCUCACGGAUAUGUAGCUACAAAUUGCUGCGCGGAGGCAAAGCGUUUGAGGACCAACUCAAGGGUGCGUAAGAUUUUAAGAUCUAGCUCCGUCUAUAUUAUAAAUCAGGAAAAAAAAGGCGAAUCAACCAAAAAGAAGGUCGAAUUGGAGAGGCUAACAAAUAAACAAUCAAAGCAAAAUAAUGAAAAUACAAAAAAAUCCAAAUCGCUAAAUGUAGGUCAAAGCAGCGUAAAUAUAAAAAUUGACGAACAAUUUUUAGAAAACCGUAAAGAUUCAAAACUAUUUUGGGAACACGGUCAAGUAGAUUUAGACGGUCAAAAGCAGCGGGCUUAUAACAAUCAGGAGUUGCAAAAAUUAAAUUCAACUUCAAUAGUGCAUUGGAAAAGCGAGGAGAUGGUUUCAAAAAAUAACAUACAAAAAGAAACAAAUUUUAUUAAAACUGUAACAUGUGAUUGCAGUGAAAAGUCUCUUGCAAAGAGUCCUAAUAAUGUUUGGGUAUGCAGUUCGCACUGCGAAAAAGCUUCUUUGAAGUCUUCUGCCAAAACCACUGAAAUAUUUUUGCAAGCCACACCAUACACUGAUAAAAAGGCAACUAAUGAAUCCAACGAAGAAGAUAUAGUUUUAAGUCACAAUAAUAAUGUGAGCAGUACGCCUGAACAAAGCCAUCAAUUCCAGGAAUUUGAUUUAUUACGAAAAAACAGCGAAAUAUUUUCAACGUCGAAGCUUACUAAAACGGGAACCCGCGCUAAUUUAGAUGAUUUAAGUGACUCGAGUAAUAGCAGUAGUACGUCUACCAGCAGUAGUAGCCUAACCUCCGAUAUAAGCAGAACUUCUACUAGUAAAACUAGUGAAGACAAUGGAAAUUAUCGCAACGGUUGUAAACUUGGAUCAAAAUUCUCUACCGACAUAACAAAUAAUCAAGUAACUGAUAAAAGAACACAUGAAAUCUAUAACUCCGAUACUGAGAUUGAAAAAGAAGAUGACAGACAUAAUAAUGUUGAAGAAGAUUUGAAAACAUCUGCUAAACCCACUAAUCUCUACAAUGAAAAAAUACCUCAAAAAUAUCAAUCGCCUGAAUUAUAUUCUGGCAACCGCAAUAAUAGUAAUAUUAUAGCAGGUGCAAAUGUAAAUAUAAAUGCGAACAACGAGAAUGACGGAAAAUCAUCAAAAAUAGUGUCGUUAAAUGUUAUUGCUGAUGGUGACAAGGAGCAACAUCAAUCGAUUGCCGCUGCUAUAGAGAGUCAGUAUGAGACCAUGGAAAGGUUUGAUUUGUACAAACCUAACUUGGGCUCUGAUCACGGCACACAAAACGAUGUGACUUCCACCGCAACGGAGUCUUAUUUACCUUCGCAAAAUUUAACACAGAGACAAACAGAACUAGCAACAGUAAAGAAUGAUCCGACUAAUAUGUUAACAGAAAACCAACUUUCGAAGCCACAAAAUGAUAGCUCUAUAUACAAAAAUUUUCACUCAUUCAUUCAUGUAAAAACCUGUUAUGAUGGACAAAGUCAAAUGGAUUUUUGUUAUAAGAAACUAGAAAAACAUAAUAGUUCUGCCGAGGAAUUGCAAAAAUAUUUAAGAUGCAGUGCUACCACUAGCAGAGAUCUUGAUAGUUUUAGCCUUAACCAAAUAGAUGUCGGCACCGAUAAAACUGAAUGUCGACAACAAUAUGAUAAAGCCAUAUUAAGCACUGCGAAUGAGAUAUGUGCAGAAGUUGACCAACAUCAGCAGCAAAAUUAUCAACAUCAUGACCAAAGUAAAUCGUAUAGCGCAAUAUCACAAAUUCAACCCAAAGGACAACAAGAACGGCACCACAAUGAAGUACACUUGAAUUUCCAUCGACACCAACAACAUCGCAGAAUGCCACAACAAUCUUCACCGGGCCAUUUGUUUCAUUUACAAGAGCAUCAACGACCCAACGAUCAUGAACUAGAUAACGAAAUACACCAUCAGAUGUUGCUGCAAAUCCAGCAACAACAACAACAACCUAUGCAAAACCUUCACACCUCGCUAAACGUAACAUCAAGUCAACAGAAUGCUCACAUAAUCGGAUUUUUACAUCCUAAUCACAACGUUGAAAGAAGCCCAUUGCAAGCGCAUCAACAAAUGCAAGAUGUUUAUCAAGAUCUUAUGAUGAACGAUGAAUAUAAUGAAGAUCCUAAUAUUCGCUAUAAAUUAAGUCUUUCACCGACAAAUGCCAAGCCAGAGAAUCAAGAUGAUGGUUACGAAACAAGCGCUGGUGAUGUUCUUACUCCAAAUUCUCAUGUUUCGUCGACACAUUCGGUGACACCGCAGCAUCACAUGCAGCACGGUACUAUGACUUUAUUACCACCGGCUGCUAACUGUGAUGAACAACGACACGUUCAUCACAUCCAGAUCCAACGUCAGCAAUCGAAUGUUGAUUCUCAGUUGAAUAAUAAUCUUGGUGCUGAUUUGACAAGCGGAGAUACAAGCGUAAAUAUGCCACCAAGUGAACCGUCCUACCAUUUCGUAGAUGAUGAGCUGACUGUUAAUGAAACAAUCCGCGGCAUAUUAACGCCGCCUCCCCAAACUCAUAAUUCGUUAGCAGGAUGUAAAUCUCAAGAUAGUCACUCCAGUUACAUGAAUUUGAACAAUAAUCCUGCGCGUAACACACCUCACGCUGAUCUAUUUGGUAUACAACAAGCACCAGAAUCCAUGCGCAGCUCCAGCGAUGCUGUAUCCACUCAGAAACAUCCACAAACUUGUUUUGAACUGCAAUGUCCUAACAAAUGUCAUAAUAAGUCUCAGCAAAAUCAUGUAAUAUUUCCAGAGAGUUCAGGUUGUGCUGAAGUAAGCGCGUUUUGCAACAUAGCAACACCCAUACAAAAGAGAAGAGGACGUAAGAAAAAACUAACCUUUAUUGGAGGUACAACAUCUCUGGAAAACUGUACUUCCCACAAUCUAGAUGCAGGAUGCCAUACUGAACAAUUAGGAAAAGCUAAAGAGAGAAAAAAGCAUGAUCGUUUUAAUGGAAUGUCGGAAGAAGAAGUUGUUAAACGCACCUUGCCAGACCAUUUGUGUGAUAAUUUAGAUAUUGUAAUAAUUGGCAUCAAUCCCGGCUUGUUUGCUGCUUACAAAGGCCAUCAUUACGCUGGUCCAGGAAAUCAUUUUUGGAAAUGCUUAUAUUUGUCUGGCUUAACUCAAGAACAAAUGAGCGCAGAUGAGGAUUAUAAGUUAAUAAAAUGUGGCAUCGGAUUUACAAAUAUGGUUCAACGAGCUACAAAAGGUUCUGCAGAUCUUAAUAGAAAAGAAAUUAAAGAAGGUAGUCGGAUUUUGCUGGAAAAAUUACAACAAUUUCGCCCAAAAAUUGCCGUGUUUAACGGCAAAUUGAUUUUCGAGGUGUUUUCCGGGAAAAAAGAUUUUAACUUUGGACGUCAACCCGAGUACGUAGAAGGGACUGAUACGUUUAUGUGGGUUAUGCCUUCAUCAUCAGCGCGUUGUGCUCAGUUACCCCGUGCUGCAGAUAAAGUUCCAUUUUACACUGCACUGAAAAAAUUCAGAGAUUAUUUAAAUGGUUUAAUAUCGCACAUAGAUGAAUCCGAAUGCGUUUUUACAGAAGAACGCAUUAGAGAGCAAUGCGAACAAGAAAGUUUGAAAACUUUUGUCAUUCAUGACAGUUCACAACAACAACAAUCCAGAUGUUAUUCGGCUGCUGGAAAUAUUGGUCCAAAUAAUAGCAAUCAGUCUCAAAAUUCAUCUGCCAUCGCAGAUAGCUAUAUUUAUGAUUCCGAAGCUAAUCGCAACCAGACUGAAGGUCAGGUACCUUCACUCAAUGAAAAUGGUUUUAUGAUAUCUUCUUCAUCGUUCUUAGGUCAAAAAAUACCUGAAAAAAAGAAGCGUGGUCGUCCUAAAAAAAUUAGAAAUCAAAUUAUAAUUGACCCGGUAACCGGUACAAAGAUUCAAGUAACUAAUCGUUUAACAGGAGAAGAAUAUAAUAACAUUCUUAAUCUUUCAAUGGUUCCGAGCAUGGAAGGUGAUAUUCCGAAAAAAAAGCGAGGACGUCCGAAAAAAGUUAAGCAACCUCAACCUUUUUUAAACACAAAUUCACAUCCCUCUAAAUUAACCCAGAAAGCUAAUAUAAUGUCCGUGAAAACUUUAUCUGUGCCUAAUGGGGAUUUGGAGUUACCACCACAAAAGCAUAUGCUUCACGGUGAAAGUACGGCGAUGUAUGCUACAUCACCUCAUCAGAUGAUGUAUUCGAAUUCAGGUUCGCCUACGGCGUUGUCCGCAAUAAGUUGUUCAUACACGAAAAAAACUCCACCGAUAUUAGCAACAAGUAACCCAAAUUGCGAGAAACAUACCAACGUUGGUGAAACGGAGGUUAUCGGCGCACCGGUGGACACAGAUACGCCUAGUUUAGUGAUCCAACUUAUGCCAAGUGCUGCAGAUAGCAAUGAUCCUCACAUGAAUCAAUCACCAAGAGAAAAUUCGCCGAAUUUACAAGGGCAAGUGGAAACGUCUGCGAGCAUAGUUAGCAGUGCGCAGGUUCUUGAUCUUGAAGACGAGGAAAUUAUUUCAUUGCGACACAGGCAGGAAGUGCCAAAUUCACGUUACGGCAGCCCUGGUCAAAGAGAACGAGCUGAACAUGCUAGUGGUGAACCUUUUCAUCAAUGGCUUUCUCCUCAACUUUCACAUACACAUUCACCCACUGCAGGUUUCACGCAAAGUUUGCAACCACAAAUACGUUGUCCGUCUCCGUUAUCACACAAUCAGCAGCCAGGCCUUCACUAUCAUGAACAACAGGUGCAGCACAUUCAAAUGCAGCAAAAUCAUCAGCAACAAGUGCUUCCGCAGUGGUCUCGCCAUAAUCAACAUUAUGAUGAUGUCAGCGGUACACUUUACAUAGUGUCCCCACGUCAAGAGAGGAGUCAUCACAUUGCUGAACAGCACCAAAAUAAUGUGACAUCACCGUUCAUUACAGCUGACGUAUCCCGUAAAAGUCUUUCAGGAUUGGAAUCCCUAGUCGACCAGAUUCCAACGAUUUCUGAAAAUGAAUCUGCAACUUUGGCAGCAUCGACGCCCACUAUUCACGCUCACAGCCUGCAGGGGCAAUCACAGCAACAAACUUCCUUCACGGAAGCUCAAACUAAUCCUUUUGGAUCACCUUCGAUUAGUAACCCAAGUGUUUUAAAUGAUAACGUAAAUAAUCAACAUUCAAAUCUAAGCUCUCAAAGUGUAAACGGCAAUUUCUCUGUAAGCAGUUUAGUUACGUCUUUGCCGACAUCAGAUGCUAACCUAGCUAACCGAGAAAACUAUACACCAAUUCAAACUCCUCGACCACCUAGUGCCAGAAAUACCUACCACCAUUCUAACUUCAUGGCAGCUGCGGUUUUGGCGGCUGCCGCUGCUAGCUCUCCGACGAACCUUUCAACUUCUACUUCCCAUCAUGCCCCUCAUCCUCAAAUGUACAUGGAUCCGCAAACCCGAUUAGCCGCUGUUGACUCUAUUUAUUCCACUGCUCACCAUCACCACCCCAUUCAUCAUCAUCAUCACCCAUCAAGCCAUCAUCACCCGGCAACUCAUUACAGUUCUUCCCAACAUGCUGUCGACUACGAUGGUAAUCCUUACAGUACUCAAACUAAUGCUCACACGUUGCACAUGCCUAGUCCUAACUACCCGUAUAGUUACUCUACGUCUGCAGCUCAAAGCAAUUAUCCCACAUAUGGUCAUCCCCACGCUGCUCACCACGGUCAUCCGCAUGCACACCCACACUCCCACGCUACACACCAUUUAUCUAUGUUUGAUCGUUUCAAACCCUCCGAUAUAGGAGGUUAUGGAGGUUUCUGAUGGUGAUUUACAGAUGUAAGUAUGUAACCAGUAGAAGGCGAUAAAGAUGGUAGAUUCAACCAAAGAAAAACACAUGUUAAGAAUUUAUCCUGUAACUUCUAUGGAAAGAACUUCAACGAUUUAAACAUAAAAGUCGAUAUGUAAAUAUAUAUAUAAAAUACAUGAUUACAAUUUUAUGUGGAUGGGUGUACAUAAAUAAUGUUCAAUAAUCAAAUUGUUAUUUAAUCCGCACUUUAUUAGAUAUUGAGCCUAAAAAAUCGCUUAAGCCAAACAUUUCAGUUAUGCAAUUAUUUCUGUGACUUAAAUUUUAAAUCUAGGAAAACUAUUAUUUAAACGAAACUAUCUUGUUACUCAAAACUUUUAUUGUGUACAAACAACAUACAUAUACAAUUGUAGUAAUCUACUUGCAAAAUUUAGAAAGAUUUAGUUCACGUUAAGUUAAAUUUCAAAGAAUUAGUAACAAAUACAUUAUCAGUAACGAUCGAUCAUUUUUUA
This is a messenger RNA of Glossina fuscipes, 7372 nucleotides long. RefSeq lists its product as uncharacterized. The transcript has 6 exons. Gene Ontology annotation, cellular component: nucleus. NCBI's taxonomy places the organism in Eukaryota, Metazoa, Arthropoda, Insecta, Diptera, Glossinidae. The record is from RefSeq and is a predicted model, not a curated record. Bases 698 to 6877 code for a protein of 2059 amino acids. Gene Ontology annotation, biological process: base-excision repair, AP site formation. Gene Ontology annotation, molecular function: mismatch base pair DNA N-glycosylase activity; DNA binding.